This is a messenger RNA of Vicia villosa (hairy vetch), 3171 nucleotides long. RefSeq lists its product as uncharacterized. Lineage: Eukaryota; Viridiplantae; Streptophyta; Magnoliopsida; Fabales; Fabaceae. The transcript has 7 exons. The coding region runs from base 123 to 2774 and encodes 883 amino acids. The record is from RefSeq and is a predicted model, not a curated record.
UAUCAUCACUCUCUAUCAAGUGAUCAAUUUCUCACUCUUCAUUCAGUAUCAAUAAAUCCAAUUCUUCUUCUUCUGACAUUUCUAUUGUUCUUCUUGUUCCAGAAACCCUUCAAUCCUACACAAUGAAUGGAAAUUAUCAAAACAAUUAUAGAGGUGGUUGGAAUCACAUUCCAUUCAUUGGUUUCAGUCCAGGACCUUUUAACUACAAUUACCCAGUUCCUCUUUAUUGGCCUCCCUUUAACUACAGUUACCAAAUUCCUCAUCAAAAUCCGGCCAAUUAUACUGAUAACAGGCCCUUACUACAUCAUGUGCGGCCACCCUAUGUUGAUAACAGACACUUACCGCAUCAAAUGCCGACGUACUAUUAUGAUCCGAGGCACUUAACACAUCCAAUGCCGGCACACUAUUAUGGUCUGAGGCCGUUACCACUUCGAAUGCCAGAACGCCAUGUUGAUAAGGGGCCUUUGCCGCAUCAAACAGCGGAAGACCAUGCUGAUAAUAAGGGCCUACCACAUCAAACACCAGAAGAAGAAGAAGACGUGGCUGAUAAAAGGCCCUUACCGCAUCAAAAGGCGGAUGAUGAUGCUGAUAACAAGUGUUUACCACAUCGAACGUCAGAAGAAUGCUAUGCUGAUAAGACGAACUUACCACAACAAUCACCUGACUUGUCUCAACAAACACCUGAAGACUAUGUUGAUAAGAAGUGCUUGCCAGAACCAACUAUUCCUGCUGAAGCCACACUACCACGCACACGCUGUGAAAUUUGUGAUGUUGAGUUUCCUCACCAGAAUUUGGAAGGACAUAAUAAUGGAAAGAAACAUCGAAGAAUGUUAAUAGAACUACGUGAGCAAUCAACGGAAAGUAAAACUUCCAAUGGAGAAGAGAGUAUACAUAUUCAAAAGAAACCAGUAGUUCAACUUAAGAAAGUUCCAAAAUCUAAGAAAGAUGGAUGCCUGGUAAAAAUUACGAGUCAUAAAGCUCCCAAGUACGAGGAAGUUCCUGCUGAAGGUUCUAAAAGGAAACUCAGGGAUCACACUGGUGCAGAGGAUCGUGAUUCCAAGGUAGAGAAUGUGAAACAUGAAGCUCGUAGUUUCCAGGAAAAGAAAGUAACACCUGUAAAGUCUAAAAGGAAAGUCAGGGAUAGUACUGAUGCAAAGGAUCAUGGUUCGAAGCGCGAGACUGGAGAAGCAUCAGGAGGUAAGUACAUGAAGAUGAGUAAUGGGAUAAGAAGGUCUGUAAAAAAUGAUCAGCCACAAUCAACUCCAGUUGAGUUGAAUGCCUCAUCAGGCUCUAAUAUUAGCGCCGAGACCGAUACAGAAUAUAUUAGUUGUGAUUUUUCUGCAACAUUAUCACCAGAAGCCCCUGUGACUUCUCAAGAAUUCACACCUUCACCAGCAGUAGAAUCAAGUUUUGAUCCCUCAGGUCAGAUCAAUUCUCAGACAGAAGUAGAAGAAGGGGAAGAACGUCUCGAGGUUCAGAAUUGUGGCGUGGAAACAAAUGAUCAGCCACACUCAAUCUCAAUGGAGUUUCAUGGCCCUGCUGGUUGUUCUGAUAUUAAUACCUUGGUUGAAGAUACAUGUCCUGAUUCUGGUGCAAUAGUAUUAGCAACACCACAAUCUCCUAUUGCUUUUCAGGUACCCACACCAGUAGACAUUAUACAGACAGAAAUGUUUGAGAGCGAUGUUCAUAAUGAGGUUCAGAAUGAUAUUGUUGAUUCAAAUGAUCAGCAACAUUUGAUUUCAAUGGAGUUGCACGACACUGCUGGUUCUAUGACUAACAACCAAACCGAAAUCGUGAAUUUUGAUUCUGCAGCGAUAGAAAUAGUUAUAGAACCACUUGCAUCAGCAUGGCCACAUGCAGCGGGGACAAGUUUUGAACCCCUGACUGAACUUGGUCUACAUACUGAAACUGAACCACAAGUAUCGGAAGCUGUAGCAUAUAUUGAGAGCCAACAUCCUACUGAGGGAACCGAUAUUGAGAUUGAUGCCGCUUCCGAGGUCAGUGUUGAAACUGAAACUGAAGACGGAGGUUCUCAAGUGGAAGUGGAGAUGGAUGUUCCCGCGAGUGAGUUGGGGAGAAUUCAUUUGCCUCAGGUAUCUGUUUGUCUUACGUGUGGCGAUGAAGGCUUUGAAGAGGCAAUAGUAUAUUGCAGCAAAUGUGGAGAUUAUGCAAUACAUAGGUAUUGUUUAAAGGGUCCUGUGGUUUUUACGGACGAAGUUAUUUGGUUUUGUGAGGAUUGUGAAGAGAUAUUAGACGCAAAUUAUCCAGAUAGUGAGACCGCAGAUUUGGAAAAAUGUGAAGUUGAUUCCAAUGAGAAAUGUGCUACUUUUGUUGAUCCACAACCUAUUGUUGAUCCAAUCUGGAGGGGAAGUUUGCAGGUUUUCAACAAAAGCUUUGAUAAAAUGAGUAGACUAAUGGGCCAUUUGUCCACUUUAGCAUGCCCUAAAGUUCUCGAGGAGACAAGACAUCUCCCUAACGCGCUUUAUGGAGACUUACUUCAAAGAUCAGCUGUGUGGCCAGCGAGUUUCAAGAAAUUCGGAACAAAUAACCUCAGCAUUGGUCUUUAUUUCUUUCCUCAAAAUGAAAGGGUUGAGAGAUAUUAUGACCAACUAGUUGAUGAAAUGAUUUCCAAUGAUCUUGCCAUAAGAGUUAGGGUUGAAAAAGCUGAGCUUCUAAUAUUUGCUUCUACAAUGCUCCCAAGCCAGUAUAAGAGAUUUCAAUCAAAGUAUUAUUUAUGGGGUAUUUUUAAAAGAAAGCAAGAACCAUUCAGAUAAAUUAUGCUAGUUACUAAACUAUGCAAUAGUCUUUUGAAUACAUAGUACUGAUGUGUAUAACAGUAUAUAACCAUAGUUUAUGUAUGCUUCUUAAGAGUUUUACUUGUUGCCCUUUUGUUUAAGCUUUUGUUAGAAGUUGGUGCUUCUUUUGAAUACGUAGUACUAAUGUGUAUCUAACCAUAGUUUGUGUAUGCCUCCUUAGAGUUUUACAUACUGCCCUUCUGUCUAUGUUUUUGUUAGAAGUUGGUGCCUCCUUUGAAUACCGAGUAGUAAUGUGUACAUAUGACAAAUUUCAUUAUAAAUACAAACUUCUCAUGAGUUACAACACAUUGACACAUUUCACAAUUUCAUGGUAUCUCAUAUCAUUGUCCACAUAUUUACAACAUGUUUCACAUUU